CCAAGUGAAAAGGAAAAAACAGAACUUCAAAAACCAGAAAAUCGAAGAAGAAAAAAAAAAAAGAGAGUAGCAAAUCACAAACACAAAACCAUGGUUGCAGCAACACUAACUUCACCAUCAUCCCAACUCUUAUGCUCAAGCUCUCGCUCUAUCUCUCAGCUCUCUCCUCUGCAACAAUGUCUCUUUGGGUCCAAAGCAAUCGUCUCUUGCCCCAGUAACGUGAACUACAGCAAGAAGAGGCAUGUGGGCGAUGGGGUGAAAUGCAUGGCGGUGGCGGCGGAGACAGAGCCCAAGAAGAAAGGCGGGUACCAGAUACAGACGCUGACGAAUUGGUUGUUGAAGCAAGAGCAGGAGGGCGUGAUUGAUGCAGAGCUCACCAUUGUUCUCUCGAGCAUUUCCUUGGCCUGCAAGCAGAUUGCUUCGUUGGUGCAGAGAGCUAGCGUUUCUAACUUAACUGGUAUUCAGGGUGCUGUCAAUAUUCAAGGAGAGGACCAGAAGAAACUCGAUGUUGUCUCCAAUGAGGUUUUCUCCAAUUGCCUAAGAUCAAGUGGACGAACAGGGAUUAUAGCAUCAGAGGAAGAGGAUGUGCCGGUGGCUGUGGAAGAGAGUUACUCAGGCAACUACAUUGUGGUGUUUGACCCACUUGAUGGAUCAUCCAACAUUGAUGCUGCAGUGUCAACUGGAUCCAUCUUUGGAAUAUACAGCCCAAAUGACGAGUGCUUUGCAAGCAUUGAAGAAGACUCAACUCUUGACAGUGCUGAGCAGAAAUGUGUGGUGAGUGUGUGCCAGCCAGGAAGCAACCUGCUUGCUGCUGGCUACUGCAUGUACUCCAGCUCUGUAAUCUUUGUGCUUACAAUUGGGAAAGGUGUAUUUGCAUUUGCCUUGGACCCCAUGUAUGGAGAAUUCGUUUUGACCCAAGAGAACAUUCAAAUACCAAAAGCAGGAAAGAUUUACUCAUUCAAUGAAGGCAACUAUCAGCUCUGGGAUGACAAGCUAAAGAAGUACAUUGAUGACCUGAAGGACCCGGGUCCUAGUGGCAAGCCCUACUCUGCAAGGUACAUUGGCAGCUUGGUUGGGGACUUCCACCGGACGCUGCUCUAUGGCGGCAUUUAUGGGUACCCUAGGGACAAGAAGAGCAAGAAUGGGAAGCUGAGGCUGUUGUAUGAGUGUGCACCAAUGAGCUUUAUAGUUGAACAGGCCGGUGGGAAGGGAUCGGAUGGCAGUGCUAGAGUACUUGACAUCCAACCAACUGAGAUCCAUCAGCGUGUUCCGCUUUACAUUGGAAGCGUGGAGGAGGUGGAGAAAUUGGAGAAGUAUUUAGCUUGAUCAGAAUGUGACAACAAAGGGAUUUAAUUUUGUUUGUGAAGAUAAAGUUGUAUGGGAAUUUUUCUCAAGAAAAACAAUGAACAAGAGAGAAUUGAAUUUAUAUUUUGCUGAAAUAAGUAUUACAGAAGAUUA
This is a messenger RNA of Prunus dulcis (almond), 1458 nucleotides long. RefSeq names its product fructose-1,6-bisphosphatase, chloroplastic. Gene Ontology annotation, molecular function: fructose 1,6-bisphosphate 1-phosphatase activity. Lineage: Eukaryota; Viridiplantae; Streptophyta; Magnoliopsida; Rosales; Rosaceae. The transcript has 4 exons. Bases 91 to 1326 code for a protein of 411 amino acids. Gene Ontology annotation, biological process: sucrose biosynthetic process; fructose metabolic process; fructose 6-phosphate metabolic process. The record is from RefSeq and is a predicted model, not a curated record. Gene Ontology annotation, cellular component: cytosol; cytoplasm.